GGCUUUACUCUGGUGUUAUGUUUUUAAAGACAUGUGCCUCGGUUGCUUGUUGCAGCUGAGAGAGUGGAGGUUGAUCUUGGUUGAUCUGGGUUGUGAAGGUGGAGAAAUGCAACCAACUGACUCGCUCUUUGUCUCCACCAUCUUUCAGUUCGUGAUGUAUGACUUGCCCAAGGACUUCAAAAUCAACACUGAAGAAGAGUUCCAGACCACAUUCAUCGAUGUUGUUAUCACGAAUCCAUACCAAGGAAUUAUAAAAUUCUGGAUCAAUGGACUCAAUGGUAGAGGAAGCGUUGAUUGCCCUGCUGGACAACAUGAGCUCUCUCCCCUUGCCAAUGCUGGAACAGCUGCAACCGCUCGGAGUUGGGCCGCUGCCAUGUUGUGGUACGUGUGUUGUGGUCUACAUAGUAGAUGCGCCCACGAGGGUCCCUUCGAAUUUCCCAACCAGGUGGCAAAGGCUGAGGACGCUCCCAGGAAGUACUGCGAGUGUUGUGGUCUACAUAAUAGCGCCGCCCGUAAACAUCAUACCGCAUCUCCCACCUGCAAAAAAGGAACUCCAUUAGUUGAGCUCACAAUUCUCAUCCUGGUUAGCACCCAGAAAACCUUUUCCUCAAUAACUGAAUUUACUCACCCCACGGGUAGGGGUUCUUCAACGGCCGAGGAUCUGCUGGACGCCUGGUCGCCUGCUGGCGCUGGCAUCGCGGGUGGGGCUGCAGGUGGGGUGGCUGUCCCGUUCACCAUGGGAGCAGUGGCAGGCCAAUGCCAGCAGAAGGCCUGUGGUUUGGAGAAGUGGAGGCUACAAGCUACAUUAACCCCUGAAGCUGCACGUGCUGUGCUGCUCUCAAAUGGAUCACUGCAGUCAUGUGGAAUGCAUCCUAUGAUGUUCAUGGUUUUCAAAAACUAUAUCUACCCGCCAUUUCCUGAUUUCCGAGGUGCGCAACAACCCAGCUCUCAGCCAGCGACAACUCACCUGGGAGCACUGCAGGGCCAGACGCACUGUGAGGGGCAGGGCCUGGCGGUGGCAGCGCUAUGGGGUGCGAGGGAGGCAGCUGAUGCACUCCAGAGUUGCGGAGGGAGGCCGGAGUGC
Molecule: messenger RNA, 1084 nt
Organism: Gryllus bimaculatus (two-spotted cricket)
Lineage: Eukaryota; Metazoa; Arthropoda; Insecta; Orthoptera; Gryllidae
Source: the annotation of a GenBank genome assembly